This is a messenger RNA of Clupea harengus (Atlantic herring), 3748 nucleotides long. RefSeq names its product fukutin (gene fktn). Gene Ontology annotation, cellular component: Golgi membrane. The record is from RefSeq and is a predicted model, not a curated record. NCBI's taxonomy places the organism in Eukaryota, Metazoa, Chordata, Actinopteri, Clupeiformes, Clupeidae.
AAAUGAACAUUAGGUUUGCUCAUGUCGCCAUCUGGUGUUCAGACACCGUAACAGCAAUAAGAGGGGAACUACAGGAAAAACUACCAAGGACCAGAGAUCAUCGGUUAACCUUGCAAUCCACUUGCUUGAUUUGAGAUGAAGAAUAAACCACUUUUAGGUUAUUUUUAUAUUAUCUGUAACUUCCUUGAAUUGCGCCUCUGUGACAGUUGGUGUUUCAUCCGCCGUCAAGCCUACAUGUAUCAUCUUACUUAAAUAUUUUUGGUUGCUGAGUGAGAGGAGGUAUAAUAUGAAUUCGCCAUGGGCCAAAUUUUACACAAAUACGUAGUUUGUUGGUCGUGUUAAUGUGUGGUUCAUGUUCUCCAACGAACAAAUAAAUAUUUUUUUCGCCUCAGAAUUUGGUCUUUUAUUAUGUAAUGAAGAAAGAAAACAAUAUUCAAGGUCUGGUCGGCCUAUUGGGUAGUUGGUGUAUUUCAUAACAAAGGCUUCUGUUCUAUGUAUAUGUCUUAAUUAUAGUCUUUUCUGUAAAACAAACUACCGUUGUAUAUUAUGCAUGCAUAUAUAAUGCAUUUUAUAUUCCGUCAUUAAUUGGUCAGGCUUAUUUAUUCUAACCUAUUUCAGUAAGCGUAAUGGGUGAGCCACUAUUUUCAAACGCCUUUUCAUUUUUUUGUCAACAGUGGCUUUCCGUAUUGUGUAUUGCAAGCCAGUGCAGGUUGCCUUUCUGGUCAAGCAUAUAGAUACAUGCUGCCAGAUGCUAGCGAUGAACAUGUUUGGAAAGCUCUCUCAGUUCCACACCUGCGUUUCAUCUUCGAGGACCAAUGCCUAGAAUUAACAAGACCGUGAUUCUCGCCCUACUCAUUGCAACAAGCUCGAUAUUUCUGCUGUUCCAGUUGUAUUAUUACCGACAGUACAUAUCAAAGAAUGGCCUGCAUGUUUUCGGUGGUCAAGGUUCCAUGUCAGGCAGUGAUGCACAAAGGCACCUGAUAAAGAGGUUCCUCGGGUUGGUGCACAAGUACAGCCUGCCUGUCUUCCUGGUGGACGCAGUCUCGCUGGACCUGCUUUCCCAAGAUACCCUUCUGCUGAAGGAGAGCAAGCUGAAGGAACCCCACUGCCUCUUCCUAUGCACCCACAGAGAGUUUACCACCUUUGCCCUGCUCGGAAACCUCUGGAAGUACGAUGCUAACCUGAUUGAGGCAGCUGAGGAACGGGGUAUGGAGGUCCUCGAGAUCCGAGGGAAGGACCCCCGGCUCGUUAGCAUGGACGACCUGGCAGGAAACGACAUUCCCCUCCACUUCCUGUUCAAGAAGGGUGGCCGGCUGGUGCACCUGGUGGUCCUGUACGAGCGCACCGGGAAGUAUCUGUGGCAUGGCCCUCUCAGACUGAAGCCCAAUAUAGACAGGAAGUUCGCCCCCUUCAGGAAGCUGGAUUAUGGCCGCCAUGCAGGAGCCUACAAUAGGCCUGAGCUGGCAUUGACCAUGGUGGACGGGCUGGACGUGCGAAUCCCGCGGAACUUCUCGUAUUUUCUGAAAGAACAUUCCCAGGCCCGCUUCCUGGAGUGUCCCUUCAGAGAGGCACGUGCAUUCUAUCAGCUGUACCCAGAUGAUCUGUCACCAGAGGCCAUGGACUUCAGGAUGAAGGCCAAGAGCCUGCUGCACCUGGCCGCUAGAACACUCUACGAGCUUGGAGUUCCCUUCUGGCUCAGCAGCGGAACCUGCUUAGGCUGGUUCCGGCAGUGUAGUAUAAUUCCCUACAGUAAAGAUGUAGACCUGGGCAUCUGGAUCAAGGACUACAGACAUGACAUCACACAAGCGUUUCAGAAAGCAGGGCUCCCACUCAAACACAAGUUUGGAAAGGUGGAGGACAGUCUGGAGCUAUCCUUCCAGGGCUUGGACGUGAAGUUGGACAUCUUCUUUUUCUACGACGAAGGGGAGACGGUGUGGAACGGAGGCACGCAGGCGAAAAGCGGCAAGAAAUUCAAAUAUGUGUUCCCCAGAUUUCAGCUGUGCUGGACAGAGCUACUGGAGCUGAAGGUGCGGGUCCCCUGUCAAACUCUGGAUUACAUACAGGCCAACUACGGCCCUGACUGGAACGUUCCGGUGAAGGCCUGGGACUGGAAGAGCUCUCCGCCCAAUGUGCAGGAGAAUGGCGUGUGGCCCGUGCGCGAUUGGGACGAGGUCAUUCAGGUCUACUGAGAACUGAGAACUUUCUAUUGCUGGCGAUAGACGUGGUCCAAAACACUCUGAGCAUCAUGGCUGCUAAUGUAAUGAUGGACACUACAUGUCUGCGCAGGAGUCUCCGCGUGUAUGAACUGUUACUCUAAUCUGUGUAUUGAAGCCAUGACCGGGUCGGCAUCAUUUCAAACAGCGAGGUUCAAAUGCCUGGAAAGAAAACAAUGAUACACCUGCUAUUCACACCACUUCCCUUAGUAGUACCUCAAACAGGAGUGGAAGAACCAAGAACUGCACUAAGGUUCCUACCUGUGUAAUACUUGUUUGUGUCAAUACCACAUAACUGGAAUUUUGUUUGGUCUGCCUGUAGUAGACAGGGCAAGGUAAUUUUCAGACUGCAUAAGCUUCCUACACAGGCAUAACAGUAAUAGAGGCAGAAAGAUGGCAAGAUGCUUGUAAUUGUAAAUUUAAAUAAUAAGUAAAAGCUGUUGGUUUCAAAAUAACCUUCAUUUUUUUUUUCUGUAUAUGUGUCCAUUAAGUAUAUAAGUCUGAACACUGUAGUCGUGUCAUUUUUAAAUAUGGCUGAUGUAAUGUUUAAACAAAUGUAUGAUAAGAGAACAAUGUGAAAUAAUGAAGAAUUGUAACAUUCGGUGGAUUUUGUGAGCCAGGUAGCACAGCUGGAUGUGAGAGUCCCAGCACAGCACAGACUGGGCCAUUAGCAACAUGGGGUCAAGGUGUCAUCUGAAGAGGCCCUUAAGAGUCCUUGUUAUGUUCAAAAAUGAAAUGCAGUUAACAGCUAAGCUUAAUGUUAAACUUAACAACUUGAUUCUCUGUUACUCUGUUGUCAUUUUUAGUUUGUUAUGAGGGCAGUAUAUAAUAUGAGAUAAGGGUUGUAUUUAAUACUUUCUAAUUGAAGUUUCUGUAAAGUUAUGUUUUUGGUAAGGAUGGUCGUCCUCCAUCAUAUGCACUAACAGCGACUUCAGUGAGUGUGGUGCAGUUGCAUGCUAACUCCUUUCAUUUGUUUGGUUUUAUCAUGGGUGCACACUUCUGUGCAUUAUGUAUUUUAUCAUUCCUUUUGACUGAAAUUUGAACUGAACCACCUCAGACUCCUGAGUAAAGUAUUCAUACUGUUAUUAAGAAACCCAUAUUCUGACCACUAAAGCACUGAAAAGAAACUAAAGCGUCUCAUAAUAAGAGAAUAGCCUGCCUUUGUUUGCAUGUUGUGUAGUUCUGUUCACUUUUUGCCACACCCUGCUUCACAAACGUUCAGAAAUCCUAUCCGCAGUCUCAGGUGCUAUUACAUUUAGUGACUGAUGUGGAAUGGGAGGUCACUGUUGUGGGUGCCAGCCAAAAGGAAAGUUUACAUUAAAACUAUCUGGUAAUGUGUGUCUUAUGUAUCUCAAAGGAACAGCUGAUAGCUGUUUGAAAUACCAAAAGCGCACACAUUUGCAUAAUGCCAUGUUUGACUAAUCUCAUCUUUCGCCAUUUGCUGUAAGUAAUAAUGUGUGUUGGGAUUUUUGUAAAUUUCAUUUUCCAAUGUCAGAAAUUAGUACUCAAUAAAUAUGACUACAAGGAAAUAUAAA